Dibothriocephalus latus is the source of this 129-nucleotide messenger RNA. NCBI's taxonomy places the organism in Eukaryota, Metazoa, Platyhelminthes, Cestoda, Diphyllobothriidea, Diphyllobothriidae. The record is from the annotation of a GenBank genome assembly.
AUGGGGAUCACUGUGGAGCAGGCGGUGGUUGCCCAGCUGCCGGGUUCACCCUACUUCAGCAAGUUCUGCAAGCCCGGCCGUGCCUGCAUUGAUCCAGGCCUGUACGCGGUGGUCGGAGCUGCGGCCUGC